AUAGUACUAGUACUAUCCCUUUGGCUUUGUUAUUUAACUUUUAAGUUAAGUUUACAGUUACACUGUUAGAUUGUGUGGUGUAAUGUUAAUAAAUUAUUUUUGUGUAAAUGUCACACUCACUGACCAGUUUGUCUAACUAUUAUAUUUCUAGUCUUUAGAUAAAUUUACAUUGGUCAUCUACAUCUAUCUGUAUCACCCUAAGUAUAUUCAUUUGUAAGACUUGUAAAAAACUUACUGUAACAGUGUUGCUAUCCUUACUAGAUGUUUAAUGUGAAUUUGUACUAUGGUUCUCUUAACAAAUUAGUGGUAUACUGUUACAGGUCUGACUAAAAUAUCACUUAAGUUUAAGUUAUAUAGAUAUUUGGUAGGCAUUAUGGCAAUGCUAGCAUACAAAUGCUUGGUUUCUUUUAUGCAUGCCAUCUUAUAUGUUACAAGUAUUGCCACAUAGGGCCAAAUUAAGAGCCCCUGGGUUAUGUUACUACUACAUAUUUUGUAGUGUAUAAUCCUCACUCCUUAUUUUAAACCUGAUAAUAUGUGAUAUACAUGGCUGGGUCAAACUCAAAGUGUGAAUGUCAUGACCUUUUACAAAGUGUUAAUAUAUUAUUAUGGAUCUGAUGUAAGGUUACCAAUAUUGGUGAUUUUGCAACAGGUUUUGUUAGAGAAAAUUAAACGUACAAUACUUGGGGAUACAGAUAAAUACUUUAGAUAAACAAGUCCUAGUGGUUAUGCUUAUGCAAUUUGUAAAUUGUACAGCUGACAAGAGUAUUUCUGUUAUUCAUACCGACAUCACUCAAACUUGUCCGAGUCAGACUGACUUAGGCAUUUCACAGACAUAUCUUUUUUUACAAAAACUACAGAAACCCAUCCGAUUCAUUGUGUACAAUCAGAUUCUUACUGUAAACUAAAAGCUUGUCACAUUUUACAAUGAUGCACUUUGUAAAUUUGGAAUUAUAGUAAAUAUUACUUUUAUGAGGCUGACCUCGUGUACAUUCAUUCAGUUAAAGUUCUAGAUACAAUGGAUAAAUAUUGACUUGAGUGAGAAAUGGUUCAUUUUGUAUUUAUACUGAGCAUCUGAUGUCUUUGUAAAUACCUACUAUGAGGAUUACAUACGUCAACAGACUGUAUACUUGUUGAGUGGUGUUGAAAGGAAUGCUUCCUGUUCUUAGCAGCUUUUGGUCUUACCUCCAUUGGUACUUAAGACCUUUAGUGAAAUGGUUUCUUCAUCACUUUACAAGGUUAUGUGAGCUGCAACGAGUAUGUUAUGGUGAAGAAAAAGGAGCCCCACGGACUACAGGAGUUGAAUACUCUCUGGAACUGUCUAGAACACCAUGUUUGAAACGAGUUGUUCAACAGCUAUCCAGCCUAGCAGAGAGUGGAAGGUUUACCGAGGAGACCAGUUAUAGUGCUGUAGAGUAUGCUAUCAAGACUGUCACUGAUACGAAGAAUAUUAAUGUAAAAAUUCAUACAAGGUUUGUUCCAUCAUUUCGUUCAUGUCUGCUUCAAAUCUAUGGCUACAAACAGCUGCUACAUGAGGUAGAAAACUUGAGAAAGACUUCAUAUUCUUCAGACAACUGUGAGCAUGAAGAUAAAUUGAUCAAGCUGUGGAAUGUUUUAAUGCCGGACAAGCCUUUGCCAAGUCGUAUCGGAAAGCAUUGGAGUGAUAUUGGAUUCCAAGGAGAUGAUCCAAAGACUGACUUCAGAGGAAUGGGAUUAUUGGGUCUGGAAAACCUCAUGUAA
This is a messenger RNA of Limulus polyphemus (Atlantic horseshoe crab), 1737 nucleotides long. Its product is annotated as ELMO domain-containing protein 2-like. Gene Ontology annotation, molecular function: GTPase activator activity. Lineage: Eukaryota; Metazoa; Arthropoda; Merostomata; Xiphosura; Limulidae. The transcript is spliced from 5 exons. The record is from RefSeq and is a predicted model, not a curated record. The coding region runs from base 1150 to 1737 and encodes 195 amino acids.